GCUCCGGAGGGAGAGCCGGGCUGGAGGUUCUACCCCCUCGGCGGCCCGCACGGCCCCCCCGCGCCCGCCCCGCGCCCGCCCCGCGCGCGCCCCGCCUGGGCAGCCGGGGGCGCCCCCACCUCUCUCCCCCCGGGCGGGGGAGCCGGGGGGCAGCGCCGGAGCCCGGGGGGAGCACAGCCCCGCCGGCCGGCCGGCCAGGGCAGGGGGCAGCUAGGACGGCCCCGGUCCAGGUGGAGGCCGCAGAGGGCCCAGGGUAAACAGAGGCAACAAUGGUUGGUCCCGACGGUGGCUGAGCCCCCAGCCCCUGGAAUAUGCAGCCCGGGGGGGCCCCAGGCAGCGGCAAGGACGCGGUGGCGGAGUGGGGCGGAAGGCAUGGUCUCCACCUACCGGGUGGCCGUGCUGGGGGCGCGUGGCGUGGGCAAGAGUGCCAUCGUGCGCCAGUUCUUGUACAACGAGUUCAGCGAGGUCUGUGUGCCCACCACCACCCGCCGCCUCUACCUGCCUGCUGUCGUCAUGAACGGCCACGUGCACGACCUCCAGAUCCUCGACUUCCCACCCAUCAGCGCCUUCCCUGUCAACACGCUGCAGGAGUGGGCAGACGCCUGCUGCAGGGGACUCCGGAGCGUCCACGCCUACAUCCUGGUCUACGACAUCUGCUGCUUUGACAGCUUUGAGUACGUCAAGACCAUCCGCCAGCAGAUCCUGGAGACGAGGGUGAUCGGCACCUCGGAGACGCCCAUCAUCAUCGUGGGCAACAAGCGGGACCUGCAGCGUGGACGCGUGAUCCCGCGCUGGAACGUGUCGCACCUGGUGCGCAAGACCUGGAAGUGCGGCUACGUGGAGUGCUCGGCCAAGUACAACUGGCACAUCCUGCUGCUCUUCAGCGAGCUGCUCAAGAGCGUCGGCUGCGCGCGCUGCAAGCACGUGCACGCCGCCCUGCGCUUCCAGGGCGCGCUGCGCCGCAACCGCUGCGCCAUCAUGUGACGCCCCUGCUCCCUGCGCAGGCGGGCGGGCAGAGCCAGGCUGUGGGGACCGCUUCCCGGGGGAGCGGGCGGGGUAGAACUGUGGGGGCCGGGCAGCCACGCACCUCUCAGUGAGGGGCGGAGCGCGCGAGAGGGACCCCCUCGUAACUGCUCGGUCCCCCGCCCGUGCUCCUGGGACAGCGGCCUUCAGCGCUGCAGUCAGUGCAGGGCCCGGCCCGGCCCGGAGGGGCGCCACAGCCUUUGAGGAUUGCGGGUGCGCGUGUGACAUGGAGGGUGGGGGUGCGGAGGCGCUGCCUUGGCCGGGCCCCCACCUGUCUUCUCCGGAGUGUGUCUGUCUUUGCCCGGUGUCUUCCCUUCCCGUGUCCAUCUGCCCCAGCGUCUGUUGGUCCUUGCCUGUCUUACCCGCCCUCCAGUCCCCCUGCCGGCCCCCAGCUCCGCUCACAGGGCUCUCAUUUCGUCCAUCCCCUUGUCGCAGAUCCUGGCAGCUGCUUUGUGAGGCCAGGCCUUCUGACCGUCAGCAUCACCGGCACAGGGCAGAGUCGCGGGUGGCCCAGGGACCACAAUCAAAGGGUCCGGGGGUUGAGGUCCCAGAUCAGUCAUGGGGAGAAAGCUGAGCUCUCUCGCUCCCAGGGAGAUCUCCCCACCCAGCAGCCCCCAGAGACACAACAACCUACCUUCCAGCCUUAACUCGAUGGUCCGUCCCUGCCAGGUGCCCCCCACUCUCUUCCUGACCCCAGAGCUGGGUCACCCCCUGGGUUACAACAUUGUUUUUGUUUUUAUUUACAAGACUAUGGAGAGGGAAUUCCCCCAAAGGCUAGAUUCUUUUCCAUGAUGCCAGGUUCCAGUUCUCGAUUCCCUCCUGCAUCUGGUCUGCCAGAUUGGGGGGUGUUGAGUCUCGGGGGCUGGUGGUGGGCAGGGUGGUGCCCAGGAGGGGGUCGGGCUAUGCCAGGGAAGAUUCUGUCUCCCUGUCCCACCCUAAGCUGACUACCCCAGACUCUGCCUGCCUCAGAUAUCAGAAUUCCCUGAUCCACCUGGGGAGGGGCAGAGCCAGGAAAAGAAUUGUGGAGACCCCUUGCUUGGGGGAGAUAAGCCUGCAUCCCCACCCAUAGAUAGAGGCCCUCAGGAUCUGACACCCCCCUGUCCCAACACAGUUGACCCGAUGCCCUAACUCACUCCACCCCAUUUUCUCCGGCUGCCUGGCCGGGUUUCUACCUCUCGUCACCGGAGCUGAUCACUGUCAGUUUUGUACCGAUUUAGAAAUAACAAUAAUAAUGAAGAUUCUAGGAAUGGCCUGAGGGAUUGCUGGGGGACUUGGAGGGAGGAAGAGGUGGUGCCCCCUGGCCAAAGAAAGUUCUCCUUGAGGCUGAGUCCUCAGUCCUGGUCUGGUGGAAGGAUAUCAAGGUCCCUUGUUAUGAGAGACAGGACAACUCAGGCUUAGCCAGCUUCGCCAGGGCUGUGGCACAUGGACCAGGAAGUCAGGUAGCCCAGAGUGGGGGUGGACAGGAGUCUGGGGGAACGGUCGUGGGUGGGGGAUUCAUCAUCGACAUCCAGUGUGGGAGGGAAUCUGUGGUUCUCCCUGCUGCUUCCCCAGCCGAUUCCCCCUCCUCCCACCCACUGGGGAUAGCACAGCCCCACAGCGACUGCCCUGACCUGGGCAGUCCAGUGUUCUUGGAUUCUAGUCCCUGCUGUGCUGCAUGACUUUGGGCAAGUGACCUGCCCUCUCUGAGCCUCCCUCUGAAACAGAGGAGGUGGCUCCCCUUCCCCACGCUUUGCAGUGGCCGGGAGGGUAAGGAAGAGGGCUGCCCCUUUUGUCUCCUGCACUCUGGUCCCCUGGUUCACCAGGGGGGUGGGGUGAGGGAUGGCAGCAUCUCACAUGCCCCAUUACCCCCAACUCUGAGGCACAUGAGAGGGUUGGGGGACCCAUUGCCCCCAUGGGAGCCAUUGGAAUGUGUCACCUGACAGGCCCCCUCCCCCCCUCUGCUUCACCCCAGGUCUUGGAUGUCAGGUCCCUCCACCCCCAUUCUGAGUCUCUGUCCUUCCCUUCUCCCCCCACCCCCCAGGGUUUCCCACCACAGGGUCUGGAAGUGUGUGUGACGCCCAUUGAGCUGUUAUUGGAAGUCAGAUUAAAAAUCAGGGAGUGUUUUCCCUUGUUUCUGUA
Microcebus murinus (gray mouse lemur) is the source of this 3141-nucleotide messenger RNA. It is a transcript of the gene RASL10B, whose product is annotated as RAS like family 10 member B. Gene Ontology annotation, molecular function: GTPase activity; GTP binding. The record is from RefSeq and is a predicted model, not a curated record. Lineage: Eukaryota; Metazoa; Chordata; Mammalia; Primates; Cheirogaleidae.